UGAUGCUAAACUUUCGGAAGAGAGAGACAGCUACGCAGUGAGAGAGGGAGGAAGAGCGGCUUGAAUUUCUGUUUGGACAAAUCCCGAGCUGACCUCCGUUUAUCUUGAAGUGCGAUCCCUUCCUCCAUUCAGUGAGCUUUCAAAGGUUUUGCCAAACUGUUACAAAGUCUUGCCAGUGAGCGUCCCGGUGUUGUUUUUGCCGGAUCUUUCGCCACUCUCCGCGCUUCAGGAAUGCACUGUGCACUUUGCAACUCGGUGCUCGGGGAACCUCCUGCUUUGCUUUUCCUCGACCGGGAGUUGUAAAUGAUCGACGGUCAUGUGCUCGUGAAGGACAGACGCUUUUCGUCAACCCGGUGCGCCGCCACCCCCGCGGUCCGCCCGCUCGCAGCCGGCCUGAGGACCGGUGAGCCUGAUAGGAGCGCUUCCUUGACGGGCAUGGACGGUGGCCGGGCGGGGCUCCAGCAGGCGGCGGGCGGAGGAAGAAGAAGCGGGUGGUCGCUUGUGGAGGCCCAGCUGCAGGGUGGAGCACCGUGGGGCUUUACGCUUCAGGGUGGCCUGGAGCACGGUGAGCCGCUCAUCAUCUCCAAGGUAGAAGAGGGCGGUAAGGCAGACGCUUUGGAGUGCCCACUGCAGGCGGGGGAUGAGAUUCGCAUCAUAAAUGGCAUCAACCUGACAGGUUAUCGUCAGGAAGCCAUCGCCCUCGUCAAAGGAUCGUACAAGACUCUACAGAUCACCGUCCGCAGGGAAUUUGAUCCUGGAUACAUUGAGGAAUUUGGCUCUUCACCUCUCUCAUAUCCUUCUUCUUUUUCUGCCCCUUCACCUCCUCCUCUUUCUUCCACAUCACCGCCACCGCCGCAUCAACAAAAAACAACCCGCCGCAGCCGACCAUGUUCCACGGGAGGGGUCCCGCUACGCAUCAAGAACAGACGCAGUGAAACGGCAUCUCGUCCUCACUCGUGGCAUUCAACAAAACUGGGUGAAGGUCAGCAGGAGUCAGAGCAGGAAGGGAUGGACACCAUGAGUAGCGCUUGGCAUCACAAUUACCACGCAAGUGCCUCCACCACGGACCUCUCGGGCGGGUUUGAAUCGGACGGCGGCUACCUGAGGAAGAGUCCCGACCAGUACAGCUCAAGAGGCAGCAUGGAGAGUUUGGAUCCUCCUGCGCCUGCGCACCUCCAGCACCACCACACGCUGGGCCAUCACAGCCACAGUGGCCCCCACCCUGCGUACUCCUCCUGCCAACAGCUAUCGUCUGCCAGGUCCUCCAACAGCAUCGAUCACCUCCACAGCAAGCGCGACUCGGCAUACUCCUCCUUCUCCACCAGCUCCAGUAUUCCAGAGUACCUCGCCUCCGCUCCACCCUUCAGUCCCGAGCGCUCCUAUUCACUGGACACGGUGCCCCAGAGAGGAGGAAGCGGAGAGAUGCAACAUGCCGAUAUACGUUACAUCCGGACGGUUUACAAUACCCAGCAGGGGCUCUCUCAGGAGCAGGAGCUGAGCUCUCCGUCGGCAUUAUCGCUCCAUAACGACGAUUCAAGAAGUGGGGAAGGAGCAAAGGGAGGGCACAGCAGAGAUGCGCCAAGUGGAGUCUGUUACCGCGGCAGCAGCAACAGCAGCGGUGCCAGUAGCAGUGGCGUGCUGGCUGCGAACAGGCACAGCGUGGGUCCUAUAUGGGCACCCGGAACCAGUCCCGGCUCUUAUGAGAACCUGAAGGGGGCGCCGGCUCCGCCGCGGCGCAGCGACAGCUUUGCGGCCAUCAAGAGCCACGAGAGGCCCAACUCUUGGUCAAGUGUGGAGCAACCCCGGGCGGUUAAUCGGGCUCUGCAGAAGGGCUCCUAUCACCACUCCAGUGGGCCACUCGCCUCAAGCACAGCUAAAGGCUCGUGCUUGACUGAUGGUCAGCUCCACACGGUCAUCGAAAAGAGUCCAGAGAGCAGCCCCACCACAAAGCCCCGUCAGGGCUUUUCCCCGCCAGGUUCACCUUCUGGACCUUCCACCAGCUUGACGAGCGCAGCUCCCCAGUCAGGACGCCCGAUUCUGCCCACGGGCGUUUACCCCGUACCCCAGCCAGAACCCCACUAUGCGCAGAUGCCCGGUUCGAGUCCCGUAUCAUCUGCCUCGGGAGUAUAUCCUGCUCUGGCCAAUGACAGCAACCGGCAACAGCAGCAAGGUCCGCAGAAGGUCAGAGGACAGGAGGAGGAAGCGAGCGAGCGAUGGAGGGAUGGAAAACCGCCAUCGAUUGAAAAAGGUCACCAAAUGGACAUUUCAUCACCGUACGUCCACUCCGCCGUUCCGCCCGUUGCCGCAACGCCGAGCGGAGCGCACGACUCACCAAGGAAUCAACAGGAGGACAGUCAUUUUGGUCACAACAGAGCCUUUCCGACUGCAGGAAGAUCCGAGAGCCAAGCGGGGGCCAACGUGUUUCAGCGCCAGCAGGGACCUCAGGCUGACAGCCCGCAUCACCCCCAUAUGCAUUCCAACCAAGGACCCCACAACCGAAUGGUGCAGGAACAAGACUUCCUAAAUCCCCAAACUCAGUCACCUUUGACUCUCGGACCCCACACCUUCCAAGAGCGGAGGGAUCCUUACACAACUGUGCAGUCGGGGGGGCACGUGAGAAGAUUGGUGGAGCAACCCAACGUCCAUCCAGAGCCAGUGUCGUACUCAAGAGUCGCGCAGGGACAAGUGCCCCCUUCCCAUUCAUUAGUUCAGCCUCAACACUCCUCCCCCGCCUGCUCCGCUCAGGCCUCCCUCCGUCACCACAGUGACUCAGCAGCUCUUCAUUACCAUCACGCGGAGCAGAAAGAGCAGAACAGAGACAAAGAACACCCACUGACUCGUCUGGAGAAUGCCCUGGUCGAGGUACAGCGUUCCACCAGCCCAAACGGUGCCGUCUCUGCCAGUAGUCAUGACAACGACACAUUGGGUGAGGGUAUCCAGGGACCCACCCGUAGUCUCUCUGUCCUAGAGAGGGUCAGUCGCUUUGAGCAUUGUGACAGAGAAGGAAAGCAACGGAGUCAAAGCAUCAGUCACAACCACCACAAAAGCUCUUUCCGCCGGAAUCAGUUGCUGGACAAAUCCCACGGCGCCCCCUGUGGAGCGGAGGAUCUCAGAAGCAUGCUCGAAAGGAGCACCAAAGCCCACAGAACGAUGAGCUACAGAGGAGGCGGCGGCCAUUGCAAGAAAGACAGGACCGCACCCGAUCCCAGUUCAGCCCUGGAGAGGAGUCUAAGCAGCCUCCAUUUGGCUGGACCCAGGGAAGACGAUGAGAGCACGACCUUAUGGAAACAAGACGUCCACAACACGUCGGGCGCUUUGCAGGACGCGUCCUUCCACAGAUCCUACAAGGACUCAUUGAAAGAGGCGCAAUCGAAGGUCCUGCGCUCGAUCUCCUUGAAACAGAAUUCCUCCCCCGUCCGUUCCUCACGUGCAGUUUAUUCCCCCAAUCCCGCCUCACGUGGCAGCCAUCAGCCUCCGCCUUUGGUGGGCAACCAUCCACCCUCGGAGAAGAAAGGCCCGAAAACCAUGCCCAAGCCCCUGAGCGUCCUCGUCCACACCCCGGUCCCAUCCCCUCACACUCCAAAAGAGCGCCACGUGGUCGGACCGGAGACCCGAGGCCCAAGUCCCCCGGCCUUACCCGACGUCGCGCCCGUCGGACCUCCCGCCGUGUUGCGAAUCGGCGGACGCAAACGUCUCACGCCGGGCCAGAAGAAACGCUCCUAUUCUGAGCCGGACAACAUGAACGAGAUUGGCAUCUCGGAUUCUGAGAGAGGUCUCUUCAAGCUUGGCGGAGAGACCAGUGUGGCUGACCGGCGGAAGAUGUUUGAACUGGGAUUCGCAAACAACGCCAUGUCCAGGCCCGACUUGCGUCAGCUUCAGCAAGAUGCCGUGGCUCAGUACGUGCUGAGGAAGAGAAACGCCAAGAAAGAUGAGGGGAGAGAGCGGGCUGGGCCGAGGCCUCUCAGUGCUUAUCUGCAGUCGGAAAACGCCUCCCAUUCAGACACCUUCAGCCUCUCCUCUACCUCCAGCCUGCUCUCCCUCCAAGACUCUGGCCUGGAUCGCAGCCUUUCUUCGAGUGACAGGCGUCACUUGUCCUCUCCUGGAGCUGACCUGCGAGGCAUUCCGUCCAAUUUGUACCACCCGGGCAGAGUGUCCGCCUCGAGGGCUCCGUCACAACCGUCAACAUGUGGCGACUCGCCGCCUGCGCGCCGCACCUCCAUCGCCCACCUCCCGCAUAAUUUCGCCCGAGAGGCAGGCUCCGAUAAACCGAGUGCCAUCGGGUCAAAAGAUUUGCAACAGGCAGCGAGCCCCCACCAGAAGCAGCGCCUCGGCCCCAAGCAGGCGAGCGGGUCUUUGGCCGGGGUCGGGUCCGUGCUGGGCUCGGGCAAAUCCGCCUCCGUUGAAGACCUUUUGGAGCGGUCAGAGGAAAGGAUUCCAAGCCACUCUCGAUCCCGCUCAUCCCCGACUCUGGACAUACUCCGUCAGGACUACGCGUCAGAUCAAGUGAAGAUGUUUGAUGCCUUUGUGUGCGAGCCGGAGCGCCGCUGCGCUCAGACUGAGGAAAGCGCUGGAGAGAAGGAGCCACUAGAGGGCCUCGCUUCUCCUCACAACAAUCCUCACCGCCUCCAGCCUGCCGGAACUUCUUCUCGAGCCUUCUCCCACUCCCCCGUCCCACUGAGGGACAGACAGCGUCAGAGGAACAGUGAGCGUCAGCGAGCCCAUAGCAUGUCGUCUCUCGCAGCCUCGGUCGGUCUGCCUUGCCCGCUCUCCUCCGCGUCCGCUUCCCGGGAUGGAGCGGGGACGGCGCGGCAGUCGGGCGAGGCUCCCGGUCAAGCCAAUCUGGACGACAUCGCCUUCCCGAGCACCCCCCACAGCAGCAUCGCCGAAAGUCACGGCGGCGCCAAAGACGGCCACCUUGACACCUUUGCGACGGACAAACCCGCGCGGCACAGUUUGAGCGAUGCCGGCCUAUUAGAGGACGCUACCGAUGGCGCUCACAGAGAGAGGACAUUUAGUUGGGAGAGAAAAGGAGGCCGUUGUGAAGCAAGCAUCAAGCCGGUGUCGCCGCCGCCUCAUUUCCAGUUUGCUUCCACACCAGACGAGAAACACGCCGGCAAUGUCGAGUCGCGUCCCUCCUCUUCCUCUCAUCAGUCCGCCCUUCAGAACAUUUCCUCGGUCAAGAGGUCAGAGUGUCGCCUCAGCAGCUCGGUCGGCCAACAACAAACACCAGGAACAUCCGCGGGACUAUUUAGUGAAGACUUGGAUGAGGUCUUUCUUCUCAAUCCUCCACCUCCAUCGCUUUCUCCUUCGCUCAAAGCGACCAACAUGACGGAAGCCUUCCCUCUGCCUCCCGCUCCUCUCCUUGAGUUGGACAAGAAAAGCUCUUUGCAGACGGCGCCAAGCCCGCCCGGCUUUGUGGCUUCCCCCAAGCCGCGAACGUCCACCCUCACGUCCACCUCGUCCAGCAUGGACAGCCUCCAGUUUGACGACACGCUGAACCUUGAGUACCAGCCCCUGCUCAAGAGGGAAAAGACGGCGGAGGAGCUACAAGUGGAAACGCUGGCACGGCAGCUGGUCAUGCAGGAUCGCUCUCUGACACCCAUCUUAGAAACGUCGGAGGGUAGAUCACCUGUCGAGCUUGUGGAGGAGAUCUUUCACAACAGCAGACUGGGUGCUAAAGUCACAUGGGAAACCAGGGGCAGCCCGUUAAAUGACAGGAGUGAGAAUGGUGUCAAUGCAGAAGUGGAUCAAAGGACUGAGAUGGAGGAGAAGGAGCUCAACAGCAGGAAGGCGGAGCUGUGCGAGGCUCUGAGGUGCAGUGUGGCGGCGAUGCGCCGAGAGAAGGAUCUUCUGGGCGAGGAGCAGAAGCGUCACCAGGCACUCGGGGCCAGCGUUGACUCUCUGGUGCACAAACUAUGCAAGAUAAAUGAGAGGGACAAGUACAGCAUGUUCAUUGGAGAUCUUGAGAAAAUCGUCAACCUGCUGUUGUCACUGUGCAGUCGGCUGUCGAGGAUUGACAAAUCUCUGCUCGCUUUGCAACGAAAAGAGCUCGCGAAGGAGGACCUUUCUGAGGAGCGGGACUCCCUCGUUCACAAGCGCUCUCAGCUCCUCAGCCAAACAGAGGAUGCCUGGGAACUGAAGCAAAACCUGGACCGACGGCAGCGCGUCGUCCACGCCGUCUUGCGAGGCUACCUCAGCGAACCCCAGCUGCAAGACUACCGCCACUUUGUCAGCGCCAAACCCUCCCUACUGAUUCGCCAACGGAACCUCGAUGACCUCAUACGCCAGCGCGAGGAGCAGCUGACCAGGCUGGCGGAGACCCUCCCUCCGGAUUGGCCGAGAGGAUCUUUGCCUUCCUCCCCGAGCCCCGUCUCCUGCUCCUCUCCCUUCCCACAGCUGCUUCCCUCCUCUCCGAUUCCCGACCACGCCCACUCGACCCGCUCCACCACGGUGACGUCGCUGUGAUGUCGUGAAACGGCAAGACGGAGCGCUGUGGAAACUACAACCGAACUCCCGAUUGGAGAAGUUAACAGCAUGCAAGAGUGGGCCUGGUCUCACUCAAUCAAUGCACACAGUCCGUCGCUCUUGACGCCGCAAACACCGUCACGUGCCUCGUGUUAUUCGCGCCCCGACUGAAACUUUUACAAGAGAAAUAAUAGCGCAUCUGCCUUAAGUUUGAAAUUUGCCCAACCGCUGCCGUUCUUACCUGCUCUGGAAAGAGAGCCACCAGGUUGGCAGGGCCCAAGAAAAUAUCGAAAACAUGCAAGAUCGUUCGGUUUUUAAUGAGGGUCAUUUUCUUCUAUUGCUUAAAAGCUUCCACCUGUUGUAGGAAUACUGGACACAUCGCCUUGAGAUCUUGGAAUAAUGGAGUCUUGUUUUUUCCCCCCCCGAGUUAGGACAAGGGCCGCAAAGCCUUAAAUGUUGAUAUGCAAUUUUCUUUCAACUUGCUUCAGACACAAUACUCAGUACAUGACAGAGAAGAACAGACUCUUACUAGUGAUAAUGUGAAGACGGUAGGGAAAAUGCAACGGUGCAAACGUUGCUCUCAUGGAGGCAACUUUGAGUUUCCUCAAAUAGACAACCAUGUUUGCUGGUGGCCAAAGACAAAAUAGGACAAAAUGGCCACUAAAAUUAAAUUACACUUAUUUUCAUGUUGAUGUCAAAGAAGGAAGAGUCCAAAGAUUGGAUCGGGAUGCAAUGUUGAACGUGUUUUGUCAUAUUUACAUUUUUGGGUGGCCCUAACUUAUUGAUAUUAAUAUAAAUCACAAAAUAAGCCCGUCUUCAACAUUUGAGCAUAAGUUAUUAUUUUAGAUUUAGACAUUAAAUUAACCUAGCAAUGCCAAUGAAUGCCUUUUGAUCUAACAGGGCUUAAAAUUGGAUUCAUUAUUCUAUUAACUCCUUUUGGUUCCAGUUGUGUUUUCCUGCUCUUAAAGAACCCCGCAAACAUCAGGGUUUUUUUUUUUUCUUGUCAAAAAAAAUUAAGCAGCAGAUGGAAAUAUUGGCCAUAUUUUUUCACGCUAUCCACUCGAGACUAUGCACUUACUCAUCAAAUACACAACAUACUUUUUUGAGGUUCCUCCAAUCAGUUAACCUCAUGCCAUUGAAUGUCAAGAAUAAGUUAAACGUGUCAUGUUCUUUAUUGAGGCAGCAGUGCAGAUAUUUAAAAUGUUUUUAACAACGUGAGUACACGUUUUAUUCGUGCUGAAAUGUCUAAAGGACACUAUUUUAUCCUCCAGCCACAAAUGUUACCUUUUUCUAGUUCAGAGAGCACAUUUUACAUAUCGUCAGUCUUUCCUAUUCUCCAAAUAUCACCCACAAAAUCUAUCACGCUCACUUUUUGAUUUACUCCUCGUAGGCACAACAGAUGAUCCCAGAUGGGUUUUGCUGGUUGACUUGCUGGACCUAUAAAAAAAAAAAGUUGGAUGGUUGGAAAAUGGCUCCUGAUGUUCGUUUAUUUUGUUUUUGCUAAAUAAAUAUAUUUUGUAAAUG
Messenger RNA from Hippocampus comes (tiger tail seahorse), 7989 nucleotides. It is a transcript of the gene shroom3, whose product is annotated as shroom family member 3. NCBI's taxonomy places the organism in Eukaryota, Metazoa, Chordata, Actinopteri, Syngnathiformes, Syngnathidae. Gene Ontology annotation, biological process: actin filament organization. The transcript has 26 exons. The record is from RefSeq and is a predicted model, not a curated record. Gene Ontology annotation, molecular function: actin filament binding. Gene Ontology annotation, cellular component: apical junction complex; apical plasma membrane; cortical actin cytoskeleton. The coding region runs from base 304 to 6465 and encodes 2053 amino acids.